AUGUCACAUUCAGGGGCAGCCACAUUCAAGAAAGUAGCAGGUAUAAUUACCAUUAAUGAAGAUGCUUCUCCUGCCGAAUUGACAUGGAGAUCAACAUCUGGGGAUAAAACACAUACCAUAGUCCUAGAUACUAUAGAUAAGUUACAGGCGACUCCAGCAACAAGUGAUAAAAUGAUUUUAAGGUUGAUGUCAAAAGUUGACGAGUCUAAAAAGCAAAAAGACAAUGAUGGGAAUGAAGUUCUACCGAAACCUCAAAUAUUCAUGUUUUCAUUCAAUAAUAGAACAGUAAUGGAUAACAUCAAGAUUACAUUACAACAGAUUAUUUCUCGUUAUAAAGAUAAUGAAAUUUAUGAAGAGAAAAGGAGAAAAGAAUCCUCUGAACAACCACAGUCACAACAACAGCAGCAGCAUCUAUCCGAUGUGAGUCUGAUCAAUACUGAGUCGCUAGAUGAUUCCCUAUCUGAGAAAAAGUUGAGGACAAAUCUAAAAUUGCAACAGUCUUUACUGAAGUCUAAUAAGACCCUAAUGAAAACUUUUCAAGAAACUGUCAUCAACUCUGGCUUACCGCCAAAUGAAUUUUGGUCAACCAGAGUUUCAUUAUUAAGGGCAUUUGCAUUAUCUACAUCCCAGAAGAUAGGUCCAUACAAUGUGUUGUCGACCAUCAAGCCUGUAGCAUCAUCUGAAAAUAAAGUUAACGUCAAUCUUUCCAAAGAAAGAAUUCUAAGUAUAUUUCAGAAUUAUCCAAUCGUGAAAAAAGCAUAUAGCGAUAACGUUCCCAAGAACUUUAAAGAGCAAGAAUUCUGGGCCAGAUUUUUCUCUUCAAAAUUAUUUCGUAAACUAAGAGGUGAGAAAAUUAUGCAAAACGAUAGGGGUGAUGUUAUUAUUGACAGAUAUCUGACGCUAGAUCAAGAGUAUGAUAGAAUGGAUGACGAGAAAUUGCUUCAUCCCGUGAAAAAAUUCAUUGAUAUAGAUGGGAAUGUUCAAGAUGAUCCUGUAAGGCAGGGGAAUAAACCAGAUUUCACGAUGCAAGCUGGUAUCGAUGUAAAUGGUAAUAAUGACGGUACAGUUGAUAUCUUGAAAGGCAUGAAUAGACUGAGUGAAAAAAUGAUUAUGGCAUUAGAGAAUGAAUAUUCUAGAAAUAGCCUACAGGAUCAGGAAAGCCCAGAUACUGAAGAGAAAGAAAGUCUAGAAAUUAUGGAUCUACAGAAUGCUUUCAAGGCUGAGUAUGCCAUGAUCCAUUUGAAAAAGAAAGAUAUGAAAAGAACUGAAAAUACAACUGCAGCAACAAGUCAAAAAAGCAGCACAUUGUCCAUAACCAAAGCUAAGGCUUCAUCUGAAAUCGCUAACACAAUUAAUGGUUUAAAGGGACAUUUCGAUCUGACGAAGGUUACUCCAGAUAGUCAGACUAACACUGAAAUCAAUCAACGUGUUAUAGCGGCUGUGAAGAUAAAUGCAAAGCAAGCGAAGCAUAAUAAUUUAGAUCCACUACUGGGAGGGUUCAUUGGGAAUACGAACAAUUCUGAUGCCACUGAAGCUUCUUCAGAUUUACCUUUUGAACUAUUAGAGAGUUGCAGAAUCCUUCAUGGUACGUGCUGUGAAUUUUUAAAACAUUUUUAUAUUCAUUUUCAAAGCGCUGAAUAUAAACAGGCUGUUACUGUUAACAAACUUUACAAACAUUUAAAAGAUUGCAUCGAUAAGCUGAAUGAAUUAUUCAACGAUGUGAAGACACAAGACGGUGAGGAAAUGGCUACAAUGUGUGUCGCAUAUUUGAAGCCUGUGUUUGAUUCGAUUUCUCUUGCAGUCUCAAAAUAUGAUGAAGCAUUCCUUGAACAAAACAAAAGAGACGCGACGCCGGUAUAA
Messenger RNA from Kazachstania africana CBS 2517, 1860 nucleotides. RefSeq names its product TFIIH/NER complex subunit TFB1 (gene TFB1). Gene Ontology annotation, biological process: transcription by RNA polymerase I; transcription by RNA polymerase II; nucleotide-excision repair. The coding region runs from base 1 to 1860 and encodes 619 amino acids. The transcript has a single exon. The record is from RefSeq and is a predicted model, not a curated record. Gene Ontology annotation, cellular component: transcription factor TFIIH core complex; transcription factor TFIIH holo complex. NCBI's taxonomy places the organism in Eukaryota, Fungi, Ascomycota, Saccharomycetes, Saccharomycetales, Saccharomycetaceae.